UCCCAAAAAUUUGAUCCAAAUUAGGGUUUUAAACAUAUCCAUACCUAAUCCUCUCUUCAUCCAAAUUGAUCAUCUCAUUUUUUGGUUUUUAAGCAGUUGAAGAAGGAAAAAUAGGAUUCCUCUUGUGCAUAAAAAGAGAAAAAACUUGUUAGAGCUAUACUAUUAAUUAGCUAAAAAUUAUUUGAUUGGCGAUGCUUCAGCUGCUUAGUACCCCUGAUUUACUAGUACUCAGAUAAAAAGAAAACUUGAUCCAUGGCUUCCUCUACCUCGUACAACCCUCCCUGCGCCGCCUGCAAAUUCCUGCGGCGGAAGUGCAUCCUGGGAUGCGUCUUCUCGCCGCACUUCCCACCGGAGGAGGCGCUGAGGUUCGCCAACGUGCACAAGGUCUUCGGCGCGAGCAACGUGGCGAAGCUGCUGAACGAGCUUCUUCCGCACCAGCGCGCCGCCGCGGCCAGCUCCCUCGCCUACGAGGCCGAGGCCCGCGUCCGCGACCCCGUCCACGGCUGCACCGGCGAAAUCUCCUUCCUGCAGAGGCAGGUCGACCGCCUCCAGAGGGAGCUGGACGCCGCCAACGCAGUCCUUGUGUGGUUUGCCUGCAACGACGUCGUGUCGUUGGAGGCAGCCGGAAGGAGUAAUGUGGGCCUCGGCGGAGGUGGCGGGAGGUUUUAUCAAAUAGGUGGUUUGCCAAUUUCAUAUGAUGUGCCAUGGAAUGAUAUUUAUAAUUGUCAUGGUGGAGGGAUGGAUGGGAGUAAUUGA
This is a messenger RNA of Salvia splendens (bonfire salvia), 756 nucleotides long. RefSeq names its product protein LATERAL ORGAN BOUNDARIES. Lineage: Eukaryota; Viridiplantae; Streptophyta; Magnoliopsida; Lamiales; Lamiaceae. The coding region runs from base 253 to 756 and encodes 167 amino acids. The record is from RefSeq and is a predicted model, not a curated record. The transcript is spliced from 3 exons.